Funneliformis mosseae is the source of this 753-nucleotide messenger RNA. Lineage: Eukaryota; Fungi; Glomeromycota; Glomeromycetes; Glomerales; Glomeraceae. The record is from the annotation of a GenBank genome assembly.
AUGGGAAAAAGAAAAGCAAAUGAUGAUAAAAUUGAUUCUAUGGAUAUUUCAGGAGAAGAGUCGGAUGAAGAAGGAGCAUCUGAUGGAGGAGAGAAUGAACAUUUGGAAAACGAAAUAGUCGAUGUAGAUUUUGAUUUUUUUGAUCCAAAAGAAAUAGAUUAUCAAACAAUAAAACAAUUAAUGAUACAAUUAUUUUCAACGGAUGCAGAAUUAUUUAAUCUAAGUGAAUUGUCGGAAUUAAUUAUAAGUCAACCAUUAUUAGGUACAACUGUUAAAAUUGAUGGAGCUGAUUCUGAUCCUUAUGCUUUACUUACCGUGUUGAAUAUGAAUGAACAUAAGAGGUUAAUAAAUAUGCCGGUACAACUCGUCCCACCAAUGUAUAAAAUGUUACAAGAAGAAAUUCAAUGGGCUAUUGAAGAUAAAGAACCUUAUGAAUUUGAAUGGUUUCUGAUCAUAACUAAAACUUAUAGAGAGGUUGAUUCCACUUUGGAUGAAGAAGAUGUGAUGCCAAAAAAGAAAAUGAAAAAAGUCAAAAGCUCUGAGCCGACGAUUUUUUAUUUUCAUCCCGAAGACGAAAUCAUUGAGCAGAUCGCAAAUUAUCAAUGCAAUUUUAAAUUAACAAAACAAACUGUAACGUCAGAUUCGAAAAGGGCCUUUUCGGAUUUUGGCAUUACACCUGCGAUGAAAAUAUUUAUAUUACAUAAAAGUAAAUUGGAUCAAUUAAUUAAUGAUUUGGAAGCAGCUUGCAAAUAG